Messenger RNA from Arvicola amphibius (Eurasian water vole), 2764 nucleotides. RefSeq names its product membrane integral NOTCH2 associated receptor 1 (gene Minar1). The record is from RefSeq and is a predicted model, not a curated record. Gene Ontology annotation, biological process: negative regulation of TOR signaling; negative regulation of cell population proliferation. Bases 1 to 2754 code for a protein of 917 amino acids. The transcript has 3 exons. Gene Ontology annotation, cellular component: plasma membrane. Lineage: Eukaryota; Metazoa; Chordata; Mammalia; Rodentia; Cricetidae.
AUGGAGCCCAAUCAGGAAGUUUCUCUCUUUUUGGUGAAGAUCUUAGAAGAACUGGACAGUAAGCAAAAUACUGUUUCCUAUCAAGACCUGUGCAAGUCACUAUGUGCUCAGUUUGAUCUGUCGCAGCUUGCCAAACUGAGAAGCGUGCUUUUCUACACAGCGUGUCUCGACCCCAACUUUCCAGCCACUUUAUUCAAAGACAAGAUGAAAUGCUCUGUAAAUAAUCAGCAGUCAAAGAAGAUCAUGGUGGCAGCAGAUAUCGUGACAAUCUUCAACCUGAUCCAAAUGAAUGGUGGCAUUGCCAAGGAGAAGCUACCCACAAGUUGCCCCAAGGUACGCAAGAAGGAGGCAUCCUUUGAAUCUUGCAGGUCGGACAACGAGGUGUGCAAUCCGACAGUCUGUGAGCCUAUGAACUGUGAGCUAGGUGAGAGGCCCUUUAGCCGAGGCUACCCCACCAGGCAAUCAUCCAAAUGCCGGAAGAGGGACUGUAAGGAAUGUCCACAGUUUGUCCCUGUCUCUGAGCCCAACUUCCUCUUGGGUGUCAGCAAAGAGGUGAAAACCCGGGCAGCAUCUCUGGACAGGCUACAAGCCCUGUCCCCAUAUUCUGUGGCCAGCCCCCAGCCCUGUGAGAUGCAGAGGACCUAUUUCCCCAUGAAUAUUGAGAAUGAGUCCAUUUCAGAUCAGGACUCACUGUCCAUCAGCCAAGGUAUGAAGGAGACCUUCAUCUCCAGCGAGGAACCAUUUGUGGUUCAGUCCUGUGUUCAGAAAAGGAACAUCUUCAAAGAAGAGUUCCACAAUCUCAUGACUGUAUCCCCCAGUUUUGUUGGUCCCACUAACAAAGCUGAGGGGGAUCAUGGGGAGACCCAGGGUCAGAAGGAGCUUCACAAGCCACCCUUCUUUAACCACAGCUUUGAGAUGCCUUACCACAAUCAGUACCUGAAUCCAGUGUACUCCCCGAUUCCUGACAAAAGGCGGGCAAAGCAUGAAAGCUUAGACGACCUUCAAGCCUCUACCUAUUUUGGACCCACCCCAGUAAUGGGAACACAAGAUGCUAGACGCUGUCCAGGAAGGUCCAGUAAACAGACUCCAUGGCCCGCCAAAAGCUGGAGCCUAAACACGGAAGAAGUGCCUGACUUUGAAAGGUCCUUUUUCAAUAGAAAUCCCUCUGAGGAGAAGCUACGCUAUCCAAAUUCUGGCAGCCAGACCCCCAACUUCUCAGGCCCAGACAGGCAUCCAACUUACCUGGUGCCAAAGGAUCAACAGAAAGUUCUCCCUGCUGGCUAUGCAGUGAAACCGAAUGGACUCAAAUCUAAAGAGAUCUCAUCCCCUGUUGACCUGGAGAAGCACGAAGCAGGCAAAAAGUUUAAAGAGAAAAGCAUCAGCUGCACCAGUGGGCAGCACAGCUCAGACACCAGCAGUGUGGGUACCCAGACAGAGCAGCACGUGCUCGAGGCCCCCAAAUGUAAGGACUUGUGUACUCUGGGCCAGGCCAAAUACAGUGACAGACAUGCCAUGAAGCACUCGGAUGACGACUCGGAAAUUGUCAGCGACGACAUCAGUGACAUUUUCCGGUUUCUUGAUGACAUGAGCAUCAAUGGCUCCACAGGAGUGAUACAGUCAUCCUGCUACAAUAGCACUGGCUCCUUGUCUCAGCUUCACAAGUCAGACUGUGACAGUUCCCCAGAGCAUAACCUCGCCAAAAUCACCAGUGGAGCCUCCAGCAGCAAGGGAGACAAGUGUAACCGGCCUGAAAAUGUCCACCAUUCUGAAGAAGAGUUGAAGACCAGCGUAUGCAAACUGGUUCUGAGGAUCGGUGAGAUCGAGCGGAAGCUGGAAUCGCUGUCAGGGGUCCGUGAGGAAAUCUCCCAGGUCCUUGGAAAGCUCAAUAAACUGGAUCAGAAAAUACAGCAGCCGGAGAAAGUGAAUGUGCAGAUUGACUUGAAUUCCCUAACCAGUGAGGCACCUUCUGAUGACAGUGCCUCUCCAAGGGUCUUCCGUGCACACAGUGGCUCGCACGGGCCCAAACUGGAGAACAGCCCCGACUGGUGCUGCUCAGAUGCCAGCGGAAGCAAUAGUGAAAGCCUGCGUGUCAAGGCCUUAAAGAAAAGCCUCUUUACUAGGCCAUCUUCCAGGUCCCUGACUGAGGAGAACAGUGCCACAGAGUCCAAAAUUGCCAGCAUCUCCAACUCUCCCAGAGACUGGCGAACCAUCACUUAUACCAACCGCAUGAGCCUCAACGAAGAGGAGAUCAAAGAUGCGGGCCCGAGCGAUAACAAAGACUGGCAUCGGAAAUCUAAGGAGGCAGACCGGCAGUAUGACAUUCCCCCACAGCACCGAUUGCCCAAGCAGCCCAAAGAUGGCUUCCUGGUAGAGCAAGUAUUCAGUCCACAUCCUUAUCCCACCUCCCUCAAGGCCCACAUGAAGAGCAACCCCCUGUAUACAGACAUGCGGCUGACAGAGCUGGCUGAGGUUAAGCGGGGCCAGCCUUCUUGGACCAUAGAGGAGUAUGCACGGAACUCUGGUGACAAGGGCAAGUUGACAGCCCUGGACCUGCAGACUCAAGAAUCUUUAAACCCAAACAACUUAGAAUACUGGAUGGAAGAUAUUUAUACUCCAGGCUAUGAUUCAUUACUAAAACGGAAAGAAGCUGAAUUCAGACGAGCCAAGGUCUGCAAGAUUGCUGCUCUCAUCACUGCGGCUGCAUGCACGGUCAUUCUUGUCAUUGUUGUGCCCAUCUGCACGAUGAAGUCCUGAACCUGUGGAC